AUGACCUCCUUCGCGGCAGAGUCGUACAUUUGGUAUGGCUUUACCCUCGCUCUAGUAUUUGCGCGAAUGCUUGCGCGAAUCCUGCAUUUCAAGUCCGUGCUUCGGCUCGAAGUUGAAGAUUGGUUAAUGCUCUUUUUGACCUGCCUCUACACCAUCCUCAUUGUAUUUCUCAACAUCGACCUCAGAGUCAGCACCAACCUCAUUGACCCGGCACACCCUGUUGAUUUGACGCCGCAUGAAAUCGAUGAACGAACCUGGGGUAGCAAAACCAUCCUCCUUGUCGAACAAUGCAUGUGCGCUGUUCAAUGGGGCACCAAAGCAUGCAUGUUGCUGCUCUACUGGCGACUGACUCAGAAUUUGAAGCAAAGCUUUGUCGUGAAAUGUGCCGCCGUUUACGUUGCGGCGACAUACGUGAUUAUGGAGAUCCUGUAUUUCGGCGUCUGGUGUAGACCGUUCCACGACUAUUGGCAAACACCAACCGACAACAAACAAUGCACCACGGCCCUUAACCACCUCAUUACGAAUCUUGUGUUCAAUCUCACAAGCGACGUUUUGAUCAUGUCUAUCCCUCUGCCGCUUUUCCUCAAAGCGCAACUGGAAUUCAAAAGGAAGCUUCUUCUGAUCUUCCCGUUCAGCCUGGGGCUGUUUACUAUGCUUUGUGCCAUCUUGAGCAAACAGAAGAGUUUUACUCAGCCAUACAGUUCCGAAUGGGUCUACUGGUAUUGCCGCGAGGCAAGCACUGCCAUGAUUGUUUCCAACAUGCCCUACAGCUGGGCUUUGCUACGCAGAAUCUUCAAUCUCAGAUCCUUUCUCGGAGAUUCGACGGCAGAGAGAAUGCAAGGUGGACAGUUGAGACAGAUCCAUGGCUACAGCGCAGGGGCAGUCGGGUUGAGCAGCGGCCCACGAUCGCGUUCAACAAGCAAAGCAGGAGAGUCUGGAGGAAAAUUCUCUUUGAAACGAUUGAAGCGGGAUGGCAAGGAGAGCGAGCCACAGCAUGGCUCAUACGACCUCCAGGGAGGCCAUCAUGAUCUUGAGUCCACCGAGAGCAAAGACAUUCAAAUUCGUGCAGCUCCUGCCUCGAGUAUGACCAGUAGUGAUGGAUCUAUCAAACGGCAUUCUGGAGUGCAGCCGAUACAACCCACUGACUGGACGCUCGACCGCUUGUACCCCUUGGACGACAUCGAAGCUGGGACAUUGAAGACAACCCGGCGAGAAUAUGAGCCGUGA
Messenger RNA from Exophiala aquamarina CBS 119918, 1227 nucleotides. RefSeq lists its product as uncharacterized. NCBI's taxonomy places the organism in Eukaryota, Fungi, Ascomycota, Eurotiomycetes, Chaetothyriales, Herpotrichiellaceae. The record is from RefSeq and is a predicted model, not a curated record. The coding region runs from base 1 to 1227 and encodes 408 amino acids. The transcript has 3 exons.